GCUAGUGCCCGCCUAGUGCGAGUAGUGUCGGCGCUCCACGUGGCUGGCCUUCCCUGACAAUGGCAUUGUUAUUCUUCACACCUGCUGAAACAGUAUUGCUUCUUGCUGAACAUCAUCUUCUCGGCGCAGUUAUCAGAGCCGAUAUCGACAAUUGGCCGUUGCUCGGCGUCUUACAUGUAACCUAGCUGCUGCCGCCGAUCGAACGGCCCCUGCAGGUUGACCUGACUCCAUCUACGAUCCAGCCUGCAGAGUAACAACCCGCAACCCAUUGAUGGCGCUGCUGGGGGGAGCUGCUGCGGCGCUCUGCGUGUACCUCGCCUAUCUCGCCGUCGCACGACUGCUGCUGAGCCCCCUCGCCGGCUUCCCUGGCCCCAGGCUGGCUGCGCUGAGCAACUGGUAUGAAUUCUACUACGAUGUCGUUCUGCAGGGCCAGUUUACAGCCCAUAUCCAGCGCCUGCAUCGACGUUACGGCCCCAUUAUUCGCAUCACGCCCACCGAGCUGCACAUCGACGAUCCCGACUUCUUCGACGUGCUGUAUGCGCGCGACGGCCGUCGCAACAAGUACGCUUAUUUCUCCGGCCGAUUUGGCUAUGCAAGUGACAGCUUCUCCACCAUCCAGCACGAACUGCAUCAGCUACGCCGGAAACCGCUGAGCCCAUUCUUCUCCGCAAAAAGGAUCGUCGAGUUCCAGCCCGUCAUUCGCGCCCAUGUCUCCAAAUUAUGCCAGAAGCUAGCCGGUUACGCCGAAGAUGGUCGCGUGCUUGCGCUCAGUCGCGCUUUCAUGGCUCUGACCACCGAUAUCAUCACCGAGUAUGCAUUUGCCAAGUCCUACGACCAGCUGGAGUCGCCCGACUUCCAGGACACUCUGCAUGAUGCCUUGGUUGCCAUCUACACCACCGGGCACUUUGCCCUACAUUUCCCCAUCGUCUUUCCCAUUCUGGACGCCUUGCCGGACUGGCUAGUCACCAAGAUGGAGCCGCGUCUUUUGCCCGUCGUCGGUCUACGCAAGGACCUGGGUCGCCGAGUCGGCGAAAUUAGAAAUGGGUUGAACGACCUUCAUAAGAAAGUCGAGCAUCCAACCAUUUUCCACGAAUUACUGAAUAGCGACCUCCCAGAAGAGGAAAAGUCAGAUGCGCGACUGGGUGACGAGGCUCAACUGAUCAUUGCCGCCGGCCUUAUUACGACCUCGUGGGCCCUGAGUGUUGCAAGUUUUCACAUCAUCAACAACCCCGACGUGGCUGGGAAGCUGCGACGCGAGCUACGCGGUGCGGGUGCUGCAAUCGCAGAUGCCGAUUGGCAUGCGCUCGAAAAGAUUGACUAUCUGCACGGUUGCGUCAAGGAAGGAAUUCGUCUAGCGCACGGUGUUGUUACGCGAAACCCUCGCCUCCUGCCAGACGUGGAGCUGACGUACGGUGAAUGGGUGAUCCCAAGAAAUACUCCUGUCUCUUUGACCAGUGUCGAUGUUUUGAUGAAUGAAGACAUCUUCCCCAGCCCCAAAGAGUUCAGACCUGAGCGCUGGCUUAAUAAUCAAAAUCUGGACCGGUAUUUUGUUCCCUUUGGCAAAGGCUCGAGAAUGUGCCUUGGUCUGAAUCUCGCUCAGGCUGAGCUAUACGUUGCCAUCGCUACUAUUUUCAGCCAGUUCGACUUUGAUCUGUACAACUCAGAUUUGUCUGAUGUGGAAAUGAAACAUGCGUAUCUCGUGCCAUACACGAAAUGGGAAUCCAAGGGCGUCAGGGUGAAGGUUAAAUCGAUUUCUUAACACUAAUUUCUGAAUUGUGAAACCCCCUACCGUCUAUUACAUGUAAUCACGCGGCCAAAGACAGGCGUGUGUAAUUGUAACGUGAUUUGUAUAGCAGGGGAUGCUCAAGAGCAUGGGUUGAUAUUCAUGACCUACCUUGCGGUAUUCUGUAUAUCAUUCUCUAUUCAAUGCAUUUUUAUCUUUCAUAUACGAGCAGUUUUAGCAUUUAGCUAUGUAGUUAGUAUUUCAAACUAUAUAUCGACAGAAUUAUAUCUUACGUGUCAUCGAC
This is a messenger RNA of Talaromyces proteolyticus, 2027 nucleotides long. Its product is annotated as putative benzoate 4-monooxygenase cytochrome P450. The transcript is spliced from 4 exons. Lineage: Eukaryota; Fungi; Ascomycota; Eurotiomycetes; Eurotiales; Trichocomaceae. The coding region runs from base 272 to 1759 and encodes 495 amino acids. Gene Ontology annotation, molecular function: heme binding; monooxygenase activity; iron ion binding. The record is from RefSeq and is a predicted model, not a curated record.